This is a messenger RNA of Cantharellus anzutake, 693 nucleotides long. RefSeq lists its product as uncharacterized. Lineage: Eukaryota; Fungi; Basidiomycota; Agaricomycetes; Cantharellales; Hydnaceae. The record is from RefSeq and is a predicted model, not a curated record. Bases 1 to 693 code for a protein of 230 amino acids. The transcript has 3 exons.
AUGUCAAACUACAGCCAAGUCUCGGACUGGUCGGACGCUCGUCUGGAGGACGAUUCGGGGGACGACGAUCGUUUGGCAGUUGUCAAGUUGACGGAGCGUUGUCGUCAUCGAGCAGCCGCGAAGGCUGCUGAGGAAUGGGAACGGGAGGAGGCUGAGGAGGUCAGAAGGGCCACCGAAGCAUUGAAAAAGAGGAGGAAAGAGGAGGCAGUGGCAAGGAAGCAUAAAUCUAUUGCAAUGUCGACGCUGUCGACCAGUGAUUGGCCCCCUGUGUGUGCCAGGUGCCUCAAGUGCCACAUCAAGUGCGUGCCAGGCAAGGAGGGGCUGGGCAAGUCGUCGUGUGCGGGUUGUCGUGACGCCAAGAAGAGAGUGAGGGUGGAGGAGGAGGUGGAGGUGGAGUCGCCGCAGAUGGAGGCUAUCCGUCAGCAGACAGCUCUGAUGAGGGAUGGUGUGGGGUGGCUUGCUGCGAUCAGCGAGCAGCUCCGGGUCCAUAACACCAUGAUGGGCAGCGCCUUGGCCAGCGGGUCGAGGAGGGGGUCCAGCAACUCAGCUGUCGACAAGGUGGUUAUGGGGGAUGAGGAGCCUGAAGUGGGUGGGAGGCAGGCUAUGGUGCCUGAGAAGGAGGUUGGGGAUGAGGAGCCGGAGGUGGAUGUCCCAGUGUUCAUCCUUCAUGUGGGCAUGGUACCUAGUUCCUAA